Molecule: messenger RNA, 2509 nt
Organism: Zootoca vivipara (common lizard)
Lineage: Eukaryota; Metazoa; Chordata; Lepidosauria; Squamata; Lacertidae
Product: mitochondrial amidoxime reducing component 2
Biological process (GO): nitrate metabolic process
Cellular component (GO): mitochondrial inner membrane
Molecular function (GO): molybdenum ion binding; pyridoxal phosphate binding; nitrate reductase activity
Source: RefSeq, a predicted model, not a curated record
UUUCUCACGAGGAAGCCUAUUCAGCAUAAGGGAAUUUCCCUUUUAAAAAGGGAGGACUUGGCAGCUAUGGCAACUAAGCUUCUUAGACCAGCAGGCGAAGCCCGUUCUGCCCUGAGUGCUGCUGUUGCUACGGGUGUCCUUGAGCUUCAGUCAGGUGGUGUCUGUCUGUGAGAAUCACUUACAAUCUGGAAUUCUAUGGUGUUUGUAGUCUUUUUUUAAAUUAAAUUUCUAUACCACCCUUCAUCCGAGGAUCACCAGGAUCUUAUUUUUCCUAAGGAAAAUAAGAUCAUAUUUCUCUAUGGUACAGCAGCGGCAAAGAUAUUAGUGGCAAGUCAUUGGAAAACAGAAGUGAUACCAGAAAUACCGGAGUGGAGAUCCAAACUGUAUGAAUAUAUGGCAAUGGCAAAAUUGACUGUAAUUAUAAGAGGAGGCUCUAUCCAGAAGCUGAAGGAAGAAUGGAAAAUGGUAGAUGUGUGUACAUGGCAAAAUAUGGAAAUAUUUUGGCUUGUGAUUAAGGAAGAUGGUCAUAUGGUCACAGCUCGGCAGGAGCCUCGCCUGGUUCUGGUCUCUGUAAAUUGUGAAAAUGGUCUCUUAAUCCUGAAUGCUCCAGAAAUGAAGGAACUGACCAUCCCUAUCACUGCUCCUAAGGAAAAUCCAGUGAAGACUUGCAGGGUGUUUGGGCUCGAUAUUCAAGGACGGGACUGUGGUGAUGAAGUGGCUCAUUGGUUCACCACUUUCUUGAAGUCAGAACCAUAUCGGCUGGUACAUUAUGAGACCCACAUGGCACCAAGAAAAUGUGAAAAGAUUCACAAACCUUUUGAUCCUAAUGAUGAGGUUCCCUAUAGUGACUGUGCUCCGCUCUUAAUCAUCUCAGAUGCUUCAAUGGAAGAUUUAAAUGCCAGAAUGGAGAAGAAAAUCAAUAUGCGGCAUUUUAGACCAAACAUUACUGUUUCAGGCUGUGGAGCUUAUGAGGAGGACACCUGGGGCAAAAUUAUAAUUGGUGAUGUGGAACUGAGAGAGGUGAUGGCAUGUGGCAGGUGUCUCUUUACAACUGUUGACCCAGAAUUGGGCAUCAUAGACAGAAAGGAGCCACUGGAAACACUAAGAAGCUACCGCAUGUGUGAUCCAGCGGAGAAGCAUCUCUACAAAUCUGCCCCCUUGUUUGGGAGCUUUUUCACAGUAGCUAAACUUGGAACCCUUAAAGUUGGAGACCCUGUGUAUAAGAUAAUCGAAUGUUAGGGAGGGGUCAGAGGACUCUUUGCCUUAAAGUGCUUAUCUGUUCAGCAGUUGCAAUGUUGUUAUCAUAGGGCACAAACCAGCCAAAUCUCAGCAUUUAAAAAAUCCCACUGAUGUCAGUGAAAGAAAUUUAAGCACCCAAGUGUCUUGUUCAUUCAUUUGCCAAGUGCUUAGUUUUGUCUUAAUUUGUGCUCAUAUUUCCUGCUGGUUGUAAUUUUACUUGGCUUCUUAGAGAAAAAGACCUGCAUUGUAAUUUGUAACUCAGAUUAGUAUAAUGUUACCAGAUAAUUGUUUAUUACCAACAUUUUGAACUGAACUCUCGAAAGAUGCCGGAACUUUAUGGGGGUGGAAACAAGAGUCCUGUGGCAUACUGUAAAGCAUGGGCGUAGGCAGGGGGGGCAGGGGGCAUCUGCCCCCCAGAAGGCACAGCAAGGCGGCCCCAGGCUCGCACUCCCUGUGCGGGAGCCUGGAGCCUGGUGCUGCAGCGCUGCACCUCUCAGCUGUUUUUUGCUUCUAGGGGGGCAGCUGCCCCCCUAGAAGCAAAAAACAGCUGAGAGGCGCAGCACCCGGAGGAGGAGGAGGAGGAGGUGGACAAGGUUGGGGCCUCUGCAGCAGCGGCGGUGGCUCCGCAUCCGUCCGUCUGUCCGGGCUCCCGGCCGGCCUCCUCGCCUUGCUCCUGGCCAAGACACGCCCCUCACUCGCUGCCUCCUCAUCCUUCCUUCCUCCCCUCCCUCUUUUCCUCCUGCCUCUGCAGGCUCCUUCUCGCGCCCCGCCGCACGCACGGGCAACUCGGCGGCAGCUGCAGACGCCGCUCCUGCUGCUGAACUGCGUUCAGAGGAGGGGAAAAGAAAAAAGGAGAGUGCUUCUGGGCAUGCGGGGCACCAUAAAAGGCCACCACGUUAGUGUCGCUUGGCGGAGCGGGUGCUAAGAAGCUUGCCCUCUUGUGCGCUGUUCCCUGGGAGCAAGUCCUAUUGAACUCAGCAGCUCCUGCUGCUGCCGCCGGCAGCCAUCACGCUCUGGCUCCUCCCCCUCCCCGCCAUGUGCACUUCUUCCCUUCCCUCCCGUGCCUUGGCCCUGCCCCUUGGCCCCCCUAGUUUUGAUCCUGGGUACGCCCCUGCUGUAAAGACUAACAGAUAUAUUUUUUUUGUAGACAAUAUCACUUUGUUAUAUCUAUAGUGUUAUCCUCAGUGUCUCUCUCUUUCUUGUUUUUUGGUCACUGUUUUGGAAAGGCAGCAUUUAAAAUAGAUAAAUAAAUAUAUAUCUGUUAAUUGAA